Dermacentor andersoni is the source of this 3533-nucleotide messenger RNA. RefSeq names its product ubiquitin conjugating enzyme 6 (gene Ubc6). Lineage: Eukaryota; Metazoa; Arthropoda; Arachnida; Ixodida; Ixodidae. The record is from RefSeq and is a predicted model, not a curated record.
CACCGUCAUUUCUUUGGGUUCCCGGAUGAAGACGUCACGUAACUGCUCGGUAGAAUAACAAGAUUUUUCCCUUGGAAACAACUAGAUGCUUAAAGAUUUCCAUUUGACGAACUGUGGUAAUUAGGUAUUUCAAUAUGUCAACACCAGCUAGGCGAAGACUCAUGAGGGAUUUUAAGAGGUUACAAGAAGAUCCCCCAGCAGGUGUCAGUGGAGCCCCUACCGACAACAAUAUCAUGAUCUGGAAUGCAGUUAUAUUUGGGCCCCAUGACACACCUUUUGAAGAUGGCACCUUCAAGCUGACCCUAGAGUUCACAGAAGAGUAUCCCAACAAACCACCCACAGUUCGGUUUGUUUCCAAGAUGUUUCAUCCAAACGUGUAUGCAGACGGUAGCAUCUGCCUAGACAUUCUUCAAAACCGGUGGAGCCCCACGUAUGAUGUGUCUGCCAUCCUCACGUCCAUUCAGUCUCUUCUGGACGAGCCAAAUCCCAACAGCCCGGCAAACAGCCUGGCAGCACAGCUGUACCAAGAAAACAGGCGGGAGUAUGAGAAGCGGGUGGCUGCCAUCGUUGAGCAGAGCUGGCUCAACUUCAAUGACGACGAGGGCAAGGAAUCCAAGAAAGACGCAUCCUAGCUUUUCCUGCUGCUGCUGAACCACCACUACCACCACAACACCGCUUGGCCCACCCCACCCCUUUCCCUCCAACCUCCCAAGAGAAAUGCCCCUUCCCCCUCCCCCCCACGCAAGACCUGACGCAGAGAGAGGCCAAGGUGCACAAGACAGCACCUGUGUAGGUCGCUCUUAGAGGGGAAAAAAAAAAGCAGCAGCAAGUUACGAGCCAACAGCUGAUUAAAACAGACUGGAGGAGGAGGGGGACUGUUGCUUCUCAAAACUGCACACGAUUUUUCGGUGUGCUGGCGGCAUAAGCAGGGUUGCCUUUCAAUUUGUGUGCAGACUCAUUGCAACUCUGUGGCUGUUUUGAGCGUAGCUCAUUUUCCAUAUACAGGGCAUGCGCUGUGCAAUGCAGGAUGCUUCGACUGUGCUGGCUUCAUUGAAAAAAAAAAAAACCCUGUGCUUCUUGCUGCUUUUGAACUGAGGAGGGCCAUGCCUCUUGUCAGAGCGUGUUCUGACAUGUUUAAAUUCUGCCUGCUGUGCAAAAUUGCCCGGGCAGCAGCUGUAUGUGUAUUGGUUGGCCAAAAUGAGUGUGUGAAUGACCUUGCUGCAUUACCCUUGCGGGCCUUACAGACACACACACACACACACACACAUUCUCUUCACCUUUGCGCUUGUGGAUUGACAAGAAUAUGUAGCGCAACUGGCUGGUCAAGCUUUUUCUUCUUUUUUUUUCUCUCCUUUUACAUGCUUUCUUACGAGCUAAAAGUGUGAGUGGAAGGUCUUCUUUUUAACUUGUUUAGACUUGCAUUGUGAGAUUCUUUAGCUCCACCAAUGUUUUUGUUUCAAGACAUUUACUGACGAGGCAGUGAAUGUCUCAUUGGUCUACAAAACAUUUCUAAGAAGGGUUUUUGUUUGGUAACAAGCAGCAGCUUAGCUUCCACUUGCCCAUCCAUGCAUUUUUCUUUUCUUUUUUUCUUCGACUCAAACAACAUAUUUCAGCUUCAUGAAAUUGCCCGUGUAUCAUGCAAGUUAGGUUCAGUGAAGGCAGUGUCAACUGUGUUCCCAGCUGCACAUUCAUGUGCGUCUCAUGUUGAGAUAUUUUGUAGUAAAUUGCCAGUUUAAUUGAGCAGAUUAGGUCUGCUCAGGCAGUGUGUAACGGUAUUUGCAGCUGCAUCUUGAUGCGCAACUCCAGAGUUAACACACUUCGGAAACAGGCCCGUUAAUAAUGUGCCAGUAAAUGGUGUGUUGUAAAACCCUUCGUAGUUGAAGCGUUGCACUGCAACUUCCUCACAGUGUACCACAUUUAUGCAUGCAGUUUGCUUAAAAAGGGAUCGAACAGUUUCGGAAAAGAAACAUGGCUUUGUUCUGGGAGUCUGUGGAACUUUCGUGCAUGCAUGCUGCAAUAUAUUUCUAGUCUGUUUCCAAGGUGUGUCUAGACUGUAGAGAUGAAAAAAAAAAAUGUCUGGCUACUGCUGCUGAGUGUUUGCACAGGACCUAAUGGCACAUUCUCUUUGGCAAUGCAAGUAGAUUUGUCCUUCAAUCUGGCUUGGCCUUCCCUCUCGCUCACCUCACUUAGACAUUCAGCAAGAGGCCUUCAUCUGGCUGUGCACAUUUGGUAAUAUGGGCUUCUAUUCUCAUUGGGUAGACAAGAACAAUGGAGCAUGAUGUGCAAACACGGCCAAGAGAGCGUGAAGCAGCUAGCUGUAUUGACUUUUCUUUGCACAGCUGCUAGUGCUUCACCUCCAUGCAGUGUGAAAACUUGGGAAUAAAAGCCACUGCUGCUUGUGAAAGUGCAGAAUCAAGGUAGAGUGAAUGAGCAAAGUUUCAACUCCUAAAUGUCUAGCAGUCAAAAAAAAAGGGGGGGGGGGGGGUGCAAGUGUCCGGCUACGAAAAAAAUUUCACACCCGUGCCGAGUUUUUGUGUCUUGAAGUUGCCAUAGCAUCUGCAGUAAAUUUGCCACCCUUCUGUGCUGUGCGCUCUCUGUACAGGGCUCGGAUGUGUCGGCAGCACCAUGUGCGUGCACAGCUGAGAAUUCCUAUCUGUGUUGUCUGCCAAAGUGGCUGACGCUGUUUAUGAAAAUAUGAGCGCCACCUGAAAAAAAAACUGGAUGUCUUUCUUCAGGUUGUGUCCAUAUUUUGAAGUGGGAGGAUCUAGGUUUUUAUACAUGCCCGCGUGGGCCACAGAAUGCAGCACUCACUGGUGUUUUACAACUCUGCAGGAAGGAUACAAGUUGUUUCCAUGACUCGCAUUCAUGUGGUUUGAAAACAAGCACUCUUUGCAGCAGCUUGUGCUCAUCCCUUGGUGCUUUCAUGAGAAGGUGCAGAUACUCUCAGCUGUGUGCCUGUGAAUUGCUAACACAUCUGAGCGUUGUACUGUUAUGGACAAAUGGAAUGUGGAGAACUAAAGUAGGACACCUUAUAUAACUCGUUAGUGCAAUCUUUAGCUGCAUAUCUUGCUGCCAAAGAUUGUGCAAGCCCCAAAUUAAGCAUAUAAGCUGAAAUUACACUGAUAUCACAGUGGCUGAACUGGAAGUGAACAACCAUAUGUUAGCCACAACUUCAGUCGUUUUAUUUGUCCAUGAUAGUGCAUUCAGUAGCGAUUUGUUUUCUCUUUCGUGUUUCUACAUAGUAGUACUUACACCCUUUGCUUUAAGAUCACGCUGUGAUAACCGUCUUCAAGAGCUUGCGACUGUGGCAUGGGCCUUUUUCCCACUAUUUUUUUUUUUUUUUUUUUGUCUUGUGCAAGGAGCAGUAUGUAAUGUAGGUGCCACAGAAUUAGGCGGCCCCAUUUCUCUCUCCCCCUUGUGUGCGGAGCAGCUUGUCCUUCUGCCUAGCAUGUGUGCAUGCCCCCUCUCAUGCACAUGUGAAAGUGACAUGAUCAGACCUACUAAAGUGAUGAAAUAAAAUCUUUCAAACGGCA